Symbiodinium sp. CCMP2456 is the source of this 837-nucleotide messenger RNA. The record is from the annotation of a GenBank genome assembly. Lineage: Eukaryota; Dinophyceae; Suessiales; Symbiodiniaceae.
AUGGCAAGUGGCGGCAUGGGUGUCUCCCUGGGCUCUUCGAAGUUGAGGGAGGCCAGGGAAGCCAAGGCAAAGACCAAAACGCGGCCCAACCCUGGCACCGGCCCGUCGAACGCUUCGGGCCGGGCGCCCAGGCGGGAGUCGCCCUUGGCGGCUGCAGCGAGGCGUGCACGGGAGGCCAUGGCCGGAACGCCGGCCUCCAAAAACGAAGGUCGCAGUCAGAGGCCGAGAGCCUCAAGCGGCCAGGGCGGCCAGGGCCUGGCCCCCAAGCUGCGAAAGCCGCAACUCGGGGCCGAGCCGCCGCCUCCCACGCCGUGUACGCCAGAAAGCCCACUGCGCUCCGAGACACAGCCGUUUGCCUAUGCAGCCCGGUCGCUGAUCCGGUCGCACGGGAGCCCGGAAAGGGACUUGGACAAACAUCCUUCCCGCAGACCUCCCGGCAGCUGUUCGCCGGAAAGCCCCGACUGGAAGAAUGGCAGGAGAAGGCCAUCCCAUGCAUUCGAGGAUCACGAUUCCAAUGCGGACUUUGCGAAUUCUUCAGUCGGCUCGGCUCCGAUCGAUGUGUCCUGGGAGGACCCUGACAUGGCAGCGAAAUCUGCAGAAAGGGCCGAGAUUUUAGAGGCGGGUGCCCUUGCAUUGAAGGUUGUUCGUGUUCAUGCGGCGGCGGUGCUGCGCCGCGAGGCGCAGGAUCUGGGCCAAGCGUUACGGGCCUGGGUUGGCGUGGAGGCAGAGCCGGAGCGGAGUGCUCCGGAAGAGCUGCCUUCCUCGCUUUUCGCACCUCUGGCUUCCGAGCCGGAAGAGAUCGACGAGCUGGAGCCGCGUAAGGCCGAGAGACAAUGA